Cylicostephanus goldi is the source of this 735-nucleotide messenger RNA. The record is from the annotation of a GenBank genome assembly. Lineage: Eukaryota; Metazoa; Nematoda; Chromadorea; Rhabditida; Strongylidae.
AUGGGAGUUGCGCCAGAGUUAGGACCAGAGCAUGAAAGGAUUUCAGAACAACAAGCCAGUGAGUUGUGUGCUUUUAUCGGAAUUGGUGCUCCGUCUGAUCAGGAAAGGCAGCAGCUUGAUUUCUCCAAUGGCAAGGAUUACUGUGCCGCCAAAACCCUCUACAUUAGCGACUCCGACAAGAGGAAAUACUUUGAGUUGUCUAUCCAGUUCUUCUAUGGAUGUGGUGUUGAAAUUGGGCUUUUUCUAUCUCAGAGAAUAAAAGUCAUCAGUAAACCGUCAAAGAAGAAGCAGAGCAUGAAGAACACCGAUUGUAAAUACCUAUGCAUCGCAUCGGGAACUAAGGUAGCGCUCUUCAAUAGGCUUCGUUCGCAGACAGUGAGUACUCGCUACCUCCAUGUGGAUAAUGGCGCAUUCCAUGCGAGCUCCACGAAAUGGGGAGCCUUUACAAUACACUUGUUCGAUGACGAGCCUACAGCUCCUGAAUCGGAGAACUUCACUGUCAAAGAUGGUUUUGUUUACUAUGGAUCGGUUGUGAAGCUGGUCGAUAGUGUGACUGGUAUAGCACUGCCUCGUCUCAGGAUACGAAAGGUUGAUAAACAGCAUGUGAUCUUGGAUGCGACGACAAAUGAAGAGCCAGUGUCACAAUUGCACAAAUGCGCGUUCCAAAUGAUCGACAAUGAGACUGUUUACCUUUGUCUCAGCCACGAUAAAAUCAUCCAACAUCAAGUGAGCUGA